GAUCGAAGUUAAAAUUUAUCACGGAAGCUUGUUUACCGAUUCUGUCUUGGGGGUAAUUCUGAAUGAUAACCUCUCAUUUAUAACUUCUUAUCAGGAUACCCUCUGAUCCCAACUCCAUAUUUAUGUACCCCCACACAUGAACAGUCCAGACGAUCACCAUAUAUUAUAACGGAAAGUUUGAAUUGAGCAAGAAAACUUGUUUGUCUCUAGUAGUCUGCAUAGAUUGUUUGUUGCUAAUUUACUGCAAAAUACAUAGUAGUGGUCAUUAUUUCAAAUCGGUUUGUUGAAUUACGGAAUCAAAUGUUUCUCAAAGUUUUGGUUGUAAACAUGUUUUGUCCUCAUGUGAAUAUCCAGAAUGUCCUUGUUGAAAACGAAUUCAGAACUCACCCUAUUUAUUAUUCUGACUACUCUGAUACAAUUCUAUAAACAAGAAUAUCAAAUUUUUUUUUUCUCUUAAAAUGGAGCAUAAAAAAAGUUACCCAUUGGUCAAGUCCUUCUUAGCUGGAUCCUUCUCAGGAACUUGUUCUACUAUUUUGUUCCAGCCCUUGGAUUUGGUCAAGACCAGGCUUCAGAAUCCAACAACUGUUUCCAUAAAUGGCCGUCAUGUAUCUGUUGGCAUGUACAAUAUAUUUGCCACCAUCUUACAAGAGGAGCAGCUUAAAGGUCUAUGGAAAGGAAUGACCCCUUCUCUGGCCAGAUGCGUUCCUGGUGUAGGUCUCUACUUCUGCACGAUUGAUUUCAUGAAAAGUCGCUUUUUUCAAAAUAGAGCCCCAGGUCCAUUAGAAGCCAUCGCUAUGGGUCUUGCUGCUAGAAGUUUGAGUGGUGCGAUUCUUAUUCCCAUCACCGUGAUCAAAACAAGAUAUGAAAGUGGUGUAUAUAACUAUAGCAGCAUGAGAUCGGCCCUCAAAGAAAUCUACUUGAAAGAAGGCUUCAAAGGAAUGACAUGCGGGUUGUUGCCAACAUUAUUUAGGGAUGCGCCAUUCUCUGGUUUAUAUCUUAUGUUUUACCUGCAAGCUAAAAAGCUGGUACCUUUCGAUGUGCUGAACUCGCCCUACGCAUCUCCCGCUCAUUUCACUUGCGGGGUGACCGCAGGCAUUUUGGCCUCCUUCAUCACACAGCCCGCUGAUGUGAUAAAAACCAAAAUGCAACUGUACCCCGACAAAUUUCAAGGUGUAUGGUCGGCUGUCACCCAUGUCCACACCAAAUAUGGCGUCAAGGGUUAUUUCAAAGGUAUAGUUCCAAGAAUGCUAAGACGGACUCUGAUGGCAGCAAUGUCUUGGACCAUUUACGAACGGGUAUCUCAGUCUAUUGGGUUGAAAUAGCUUCUGAUUUCCCGAACUAAGGCUGAGACCCUGUUGGAUACUCGAUUUGAAGGGCUUUUAAAAGCUGAAGAUCUCGAAUUAUGGCAACAAUGAGAAUGAUUCGCCAGAGAUGGGAUUUGUGAAGAUGUCUUUUUUGAAACGAUAUAUAUAUUUUAUGAAUAUUUACUUUUAUUAUAAUCUAUCUAUAGUGUAGAGAAUAUUUUAAUUCGUUGUUUGAUUUAAUUUCAAGAAAUAAACAAUAACUAAUGGA
Coccinella septempunctata (seven-spotted ladybird) is the source of this 1572-nucleotide messenger RNA. Its product is annotated as mitochondrial glycine transporter A-like. The record is from RefSeq and is a predicted model, not a curated record. Bases 459 to 1322 code for a protein of 287 amino acids. The transcript has 6 exons. Gene Ontology annotation, cellular component: mitochondrial inner membrane; mitochondrion. Gene Ontology annotation, molecular function: glycine transmembrane transporter activity. Lineage: Eukaryota; Metazoa; Arthropoda; Insecta; Coleoptera; Coccinellidae. Gene Ontology annotation, biological process: glycine import into mitochondrion.